GGCCACAUGGAAUGAUUGUCUUCAAAAGUCAGAGAUGGGUAACAACGUUUAUAGUUUAUAGAGCUAAGGGAGGUUGAUCGGUGCCUGAAUUGGCUCUUGGAAGCUUGCAAAUGGCACAAUCUCCACUCCCUUCGCCUCCUCUUGGCCUUUCUGCACAUCCCAAAGGGCUGCGUUUCCUUUUCUACCUUCGCUUUCUCCUCCGCCUCCACCGCCUCCCUCUCCGACCAAAAAUGUCAACCAUGUCAACUGCAAAGCUUCCUUCCCGCACCAUGUUCAACACGUCGGCGCCAUGUAAAAACCAAUUCAGAAGCAGCAUUAUCAAGUGUCCAUCUUCGAUCGGAUCCACAAGCAACAUAUCGAAAUCAUUCGGCUUGAAAUCAUCGUCCUCAUCCAGAACCACUGCAAUGGCAGUCUACAAGAUCAAACUUAUCGAACCAUGUGGGAAAGAGCACGAGUUUGAGGCAUCUGAUGAUACCUACAUUCUUGAUGCAGCUGAAGAAGCAGGAAUUGACCUUCCAUAUUCUUGCAGGGCAGGGGCGUGCUCUACGUGCGCUGGGAAAUUCGUUUCGGGUUCAGUCGAUCAGUCGGACGGGUCGUUCCUGGACGAUAGUCAAAUGGAAGAGGGGUAUUUGUUAACCUGUAUUUCACACCCAACUUCAGACUGUGUGAUUCUCACACACAAAGAAGGAGAACUGAUCUGAGUACUAUACCAAGUUUUAUCAGUGUUUUCUUUUUCUUUUAUGAGUUUGUAGUUUUGAUUUGUAAUGUGUGAUAUUAUAUCAAAUAAAU
Molecule: messenger RNA, 789 nt
Organism: Cucurbita pepo subsp. pepo (vegetable marrow)
Lineage: Eukaryota; Viridiplantae; Streptophyta; Magnoliopsida; Cucurbitales; Cucurbitaceae
Gene: FD3
Product: ferredoxin 3
Biological process (GO): electron transport chain
Molecular function (GO): electron transfer activity; 2 iron, 2 sulfur cluster binding
Source: RefSeq, a predicted model, not a curated record